Molecule: messenger RNA, 4312 nt
Organism: Daphnia pulex (common water flea)
Lineage: Eukaryota; Metazoa; Arthropoda; Branchiopoda; Diplostraca; Daphniidae
Gene: PIG-O
Product: GPI ethanolamine phosphate transferase 3-like
Exons: 4
Coding region: 298-3027 (909 amino acids)
Biological process (GO): GPI anchor biosynthetic process
Cellular component (GO): endoplasmic reticulum membrane
Molecular function (GO): mannose-ethanolamine phosphotransferase activity
Source: RefSeq, a predicted model, not a curated record
UUCGAAUUCCUUUUUUUAAAUAUUAAUCGACCUUUUAAAAUCCCGGAAGUAAAUUCUUUUCAAUAUUUUUUAAAAGAACCAAAGAAAGAACGUUUAAUUUGCAAGAGCGUGAAGUAGGGAUGUUGUUUAGCACUCAUGUUUACACAUUUCUGAUAGUUUCGUCUGCAGGUAAAUUUGAAACGAUAGAGACGAAAUCACGAAAGUUGCAAAGUUCACUGAAGAAAAAUGAUUUAGUCUACAAUAUAUGUGCAAUUUUUGCAUGCUAUAUUUUAAAAAAGAAAAGUAUUCAAAUCUAAAAUGAAAAAAAGAAAUUUGCUUGUUUUUUCCUGGCUCAUUUUGUUGUAUGCAAAUGGGGUGAUGUACUUUCUUCAAGGGUUUUUGUUAACUCGCCGAGAAAUUCAUCUAAAGUCCGCAGCGUUUGACGGUGUUUCUUGUUGUUUGGAAUCAAAAUACGAGAAAAUCAUCAUUCUUAUCAUUGAUGCUCUUCGCUAUGACUUUCUUGUUUACAACAAUUCCACAAACAAGAGUAGUAUACCAAUCUACCAAAAUAAUCUUCCUGUUGUGGAAAAGUUAUUGAAGGAUAAUCAUGGUGUGCUGUAUCAGUUUGUUGCAGAUCCUCCCACUUCUACAAUGCAACGUUUAAAGGGCAUUACCACUGGAUCUUUACCUACUUUUAUUGAUGUUGGGAGCAAUUUUGCAAGUGAUGAGCUCAAAGAAGACAAUAUCCUCAGUCAGAUUACUUCGUCAGGAUUAAAUAUUACAUUUAUGGGUGACGACACUUGGUUGCAGUUGUUCCCAAGGUCUUUUCAACGUGCAUUUCCUUUCCCAUCCUUUGACGUGUGGGACAUUCAUACUGUUGACCGAGGAGUGGAACAACACUUGGUGCCAGAAAUGAUGAAACCCGAUUGGAAUUUACUGAUUGCCCACUGUCUAGGAGUUGACCACACUGGUCACCGUUACGGUCCAGAGCAUCCUGUCAUGCCCCUCAAGUUAAAGGAGAUGAACUCUUUAAUCGAAAAAAUCGUAAGCAACAUGAAUCCUCAAACACUACUCCUAGUCAUGGGUGACCACGGAAUGACACGAAGCGGUGAUCACGGUGGUGACAGUCCAGAUGAAGUCAACGCCGGUUUUUUUGCAUACAGCCCAGGAUGGAAUAUCAAAUUCAACACCUCCAGGAAAACAUCAAUCAACCAAGUGGAUCUUGUACCAACCCUGUCAGUACUGCUGGGCAUACCAAUUCCGUAUUCAAAUUUAGGUUCUGUAAUAUUAGACCUUGUUUUUCCCGAGCAGCUGUGGAGAGAAACUCACCCCAGUGAAGAGCACAUUAUGAAAAUAGCACAGUCAUAUUUCUCCGAAGCUCUUUAUUUGAAUACCAAGCAAAUCUGGCGUUAUUUGGAAACCUAUAGCCGUGAUUCGUCAUUUCCGAAGAAAGAAUUCGAACAUCUCAGCAGUCAGUUUGACCGUGCUGUCCAUCUUUUCGAACGGUUACAAAUGAAACAGUGUUCCAAUUCGUGUACCUCCGAUUCAAGUUGUUGCGCUCCGGACGAAAAACUCGAAGAAUUCAUUCAAGCAGCGCAGAUUUUCCUCACUGAAGCUAAAGAAAUAUGCCGUUCCAUGUGGGCUCGUUUCGAUCUAACGUCCAUUUCCAUUGGAUUGACAAUUUUUACUUGCUCACUGUUUCUACAUGCGAAUUUUCUCAUCGAAUCCGAAUUGAAUUGGAUGAAACCUGUCAAAUAUUUCGGUAUCAUUGGAGCCUUCCUCUCCAUCUUAGUGCACAGUUGGUCUUCUGUGUUGACUCUUGGAUUAAGUUUAACACCAGUGUUCGUUUAUUUGGUUGGGACUAUGCGGAAGAUUCGACUUCAGCAGUUGUUUAAAUUUGCUUAUCUCGCCCCAUUUGUCAUGGCUGCUUCCUACACUUCAAACAGUUUCGUUGUUGAAGAACCCUACGUCGUUCACUACCUGGCACAAUCAUUCAUCUGGAUUCCGAUGUUCUUCAGACGCCAAACGAAAAAUCGUCAGUGGAUACUUCGGAUUGCAUUGAGUUUGACAACUCGAUUAGGAUUGGCUUUUUUUCGCUGCCGUGAAGAACAGUUUCCUACUUGUGAAGCCCACAGCCUUCACAGGAGCCUCAAUAGUCUUUCUGGAACUAACUGGAUAGUCUUUGCAAGAGUGUCUACAGCUUUAGUGUCCUGCAUUGCUUUUUAUCUACUCUACAAACGAUACCUUCCGUUUGACCGCAAAAACCUAUUUAUCGUCAUGAUCGUCUGGUGCUAUUGGAUUUUACAAAGUGCGUGUUUUCUGACCGACAGUGACACAAUUGGACUCGUGUACCUUCCAAGAUUGUUCUACAUUGUGUUUAUCGUAAAACUUUGCCAUGAUAUUUAUACGUUUUUAUUCGAUAAUGAACUGGGUAAGAUGUCAAACUAUCGCAAAAAGAUAUCUCAUCUGGUCAUUCUACUGUCAACGCUGGCCAUUUUGUUAGCUGGUGAUGGCCUGGCCCCAGGUAUUAUUCUGGCACUGGCCAAUCUUGUACUAUUCUCUCAACUCUUCACCGGAGAAAGUAAUUGCGGAGAGAUGUGGCCUCUUUAUGGACUUUUGUCAUUGCAUGGUUUCUUUGCUGGUGGACAUCAUACUAGCCUCGCUAACAUUCCAUGGGAAACUGCUUUUGUGGGUUUAUCCCACUCCGAUAGCCAAAGUGAAUGGGCUAACGUGCUGCCAGUUUUGUUUGUCAGUUAUAGCACGGCGUUUUCUAUGCUCCUACACGCCAUGUCCGUCCCGAUCGUGUCACUUUCGAACGUGACACGAAAGAACAAAGACUCGCAAAUGUUAUUAGUUAAUGGCUGGCUACACUUUUUGUUUUUCCAUGCUGUGCGCUUGUUUGGCUGUAUGGGCGCUGCAGCAUUACACCGCCGCCACCUGAUGGUUUGGAAAAUUUUUGCUCCGCGACUUCUCUACGAGCUACUUUUCGCUGUUUACACUUCGUUGGGGAUUGUUGCAUCUUUAUUCCUUUUUCAGGCAACGAUGUAAAUAUAUUUCGUUCUUAUCAUUUUCAACCCGAGACAAUCGAUCAAAAGACAAAAAGUAUUCAAAGAGGGAAAUAAUCAAUUGAGGGAUUGUCCGUUGCCGGCUUUUAUAAAGGGAAACGAUUACAACAGAAAGGAAGCCCUUAGAGAGAAAAAAAAAAACAUUAUUGAAUGGAAGAAUUUAUGAAAAGCUUAAUCAUUUUUUCUUUCUUUCUUUUUUCACUUGACAUAGGAGUGAAUAACUUUGCGGAUGAUGGAUACACAUUCCAGCAUUUCCUUUUCAUUGAUGACCAGUGGUGGAGCAAAACGAAUAAUGUCACCGUGGGUUGGCUUGGCGAGCAGUCCUUCGUUACGCAGCCUCAGACAAACCUCCCACGCGUCAAAUUCUUGAGAAUAAUAAAUUUUAUUUAGUAAUCGGUAACUUGGGCAUGAUAAAUGAAUUUGGUUAUUACCUGGCUGGAUAACGAUAGCAUCUAACAAUCCUUUUCCACGCACUAGUUUGAUGACUGAGCUAGGAAGUUCCCUCAUUUCAUCUCGCAGGAUCUUUCCAAGUUUUUCCGCAUUAUCCGCCAACUUUUCUUCCUCGAGUACCUGUAAUCAGCAAUUUUUGUUUGAUUAAGACAUCAGCGAAAGGCCCAAACUUUGAGAGAAUGCUGAUUUGUUUACUUGCAAUGCUGCCAUAGCCACUUUACAAGCCAGAGGAUUGCCACCAAAUGUUGAUCCAUGUUCGCCUGGCUUGAUGGUUAACAUUACUUCGUCGUUGGCGAGAGCAGCAGCCACAGGAAGAACACCACCGGAAAGAGCUUUACCGAGAACCAGAAUGUCAGGCUUAACAUUUUCGUGAUCAACAGCCAGACGUUUGCCAGUCCGACCCAAUCCUGUUUGCACUUCAUCAGCAAUCCACAGUACGUUGUUUUUAGUGCACAAUUCUCUCACGCUCUAUUUUAAAUCGUCAAGUCAUUAACGAAUUUGCGCUAUAAUUUAAGGUGGUGUGAUUCUCUUACCCUGAGAUAACCCGGAUCUGGAACGACUACUCCAGCCUCGCCCUGAAUAGGCUCCAUCAUGAACGCGCAAACGGUAGGGUCUUCCAAAGCAGUCUGUUAUUAGCAAAUGAAAAAUAGAACGGAGAAUAAUGGCAACUCUAGAGUAAUAAUCAAAACAUAAUCAUGACGGUAGAUACCUUCAGGGUGGCCACAUCGUUGUAAGGAAUGAUUACGUAGCCAGGCAUGUAAGGGCCGAAUCCGGCAUAGCUAGAAGGAUCAGUGGAGCUCGAAAUGGCGGCCAUCGUU